ACGUCUAAGAUGAAUUCCGCACUGCAAUUUAGCUGCCUUUUUGUUGUCGUUGGAUGUCUCCUGGGAACAGGACGCUGCCAAGGUGAUGAUGAAUUCGUGACUAAGGGGCGUGGACUCAUCGCCGUGUUUGGCAACCCUUCGACCGAUACAUCCACUAGGGCCCGCAAUGUGCCUGCCCUUGUUGAUUACUAUGAGAAAUACAAUAAUAAGCUGGAGCUAACAACUGAGGAAAGACUUAAUGCUGAUAAUUUUAUAAGGAGGUAUAAGGAUCAAACAUCCCAAAAAGUCGAUGGUGUUUCGGCCCAAGGAGGAUAUGG
This is a messenger RNA of Drosophila eugracilis, 317 nucleotides long. Its product is annotated as protein Turandot E-like. The annotation marks the transcript as partial. Gene Ontology annotation, biological process: immune system process. The transcript has 2 exons. The record is from RefSeq and is a predicted model, not a curated record. Lineage: Eukaryota; Metazoa; Arthropoda; Insecta; Diptera; Drosophilidae.